Messenger RNA from Teleopsis dalmanni, 2312 nucleotides. RefSeq names its product WD repeat-containing protein 43-like. Gene Ontology annotation, cellular component: nucleolus. The record is from RefSeq and is a predicted model, not a curated record. NCBI's taxonomy places the organism in Eukaryota, Metazoa, Arthropoda, Insecta, Diptera, Diopsidae. Gene Ontology annotation, molecular function: protein binding. The transcript is spliced from 8 exons. Bases 189 to 1862 code for a protein of 557 amino acids. Gene Ontology annotation, biological process: maturation of SSU-rRNA from tricistronic rRNA transcript (SSU-rRNA, 5.8S rRNA, LSU-rRNA).
GUUAAUUAUCUGGAAAAUUUUUAAUCAAGCUAAAAAUAUAAAAUCCAGAUUUGUCUGAGAUUGGAAAAACUAUUUCGAAGAUUGGUCAAAUGUCAUGAUAACGUCUUUAAGAGUAAAAAAUUGCUGUUAAUUAAAUAUAAUUUAAUAUAAAGCAUAAUUAAUAAAUACAAAUUAACAAUUUGAAAACUAUGUCAAUUGCGAGAAUUUCGGGAUCAAAUUUAACGCCUAGUGGUAAGCUAUACGCUUACAUAUGUGAUAAAGGAAACCUAAGAAUCUGGGAUACAGACACUAACGAGAUAAAGCAAGAAUAUGAACCAAAUGAAUUUGAGGAAGGUUUGUGUUCUGCAUUUACUUGGUUGCCAUUUCAUGAAGAAGAACCCGACAAAAAAAUAGAAUUUAUAUUAAAAACAGAUGGAAGCUCGGAGGAGCACUUACAUAUGACCAUUGGCACCACCAAAGGAAAAUUGUUGUAUCUUUCACUGCCUGAAGGGAAAGUUUUACAGCCUUUUCGUGGUUGUGGACAUAUAACACAUAUAACAGCUAUGGUAUGUAAUGAUCUAGGUCAAUUGUUUACAUGCAGUUUAGAUUGUAGGGUAGCAUUAUGGUCAUUAAGAGAAAAGAAGCAGAUAUCUGUGCUGUAUGUUGGUCCAGAAACUCCAAAUUGCAUGGCUUUCAUUAGUCACUCAAAUAUAUUAAUAGUUGGUGGCCGUCAAAUUAAACUAUAUUCGGUAAAAAGUCAUCAACUUAUAGCAAGUUUUACAGGACAUGAAUCUGGUACGAGUUUACUGGAUUACAUUCUUGUUGACGGGCAUGAAUAUAUAAUUUCGUCUGCUAAAAACGAAAGCAUCAUUUGCCUUUGGAAGUGCAAUACAAAUAAAGAGGAAAAAUUACCAGUAAUGACAUAUCUAAUAGAUGAUAUAAUACAAUGUUUAUCUUGUCGAUGCGAUAAAAAUAGAUUUGUACAAAUAGGAGUUGUUACACGUAAAGGUGUAAUAAAUAUUUAUCAAUUACCAUUAAAAAGUUCAAAGUACAUUGAUUUCCUUCAAUCUUCUGCAACUAUCAGGAUAGUAUCAAAUAGUCCCGCAGUUGAUGAUGCAAUCCCAGCAGUUGUGAUAAAUUUGAAUUCUCGAAACAAGACAAAUGAAUUAUUUUUUGGAUAUGGAGAUCAACGUUUUUUGACUUUCGAGAGUCUCGAUUUAAAAGUAAAAAAUUUACAAAUAUUGCAACGAACAAAUCCCAAAAAAAUAGUAUCUUACAAAUUGGAUAAAGUUCCCAUUGAAACGCUAAGACUAUCAAAAAGGCUGAAAUCUGUUCUUCAAAUGAAUAUUUUAGAAAAUAAGUCGUGUAUGAAUAUAUCGUCUAAUAGAAAUCAACUUUUCGAUUUAAAAUUUAACUUAAGUAACCCACAUCAACCUAAAUCUGAGAGUAACGUUGAAUAUUUAAUACAUAUUUUGGAAAGCAAGAAUACUAAAUUACUUUCUUCAGUUUUGCUUACCAACGAUGAGAAAAUAACAUAUGCCACUUUAAAAGAAAUACCUUUAAAAUAUAUUGGAACUUUCAUAAAAGAAUUGACUUUAUUAAUGAAUUUUGAUCAAAAUUGUGCAAUAAAAUGGUUGAAAUCGAUCAUCAAAAUCCACUACAAUGAAUUGUCCAAAAUGAAGAAAAAAGAAUUAUUUAACAUUUUCGAAGAGUCUCUUGCCCAAAUGGAAUAUUGCUUCUCCAAUAUAACAGCAAUUGCAAAAAUAAUUUAUUGUCUUGAUUUAAUAAUAUAUCAAAACAAAUAUAAGUUGGAACAGAAAACAACCACAGUACCUUAUAUAUUUGUAAAGGACGAUUUUGUGAUUUACCAUGACAGAGCUUAGCUUUGUCGUAGGUGAUAGUAUCUAUAUAAAGGAAAUCAAGAUAUUAGGGCACCUAAAAUCAUUGUUAAAAUAAUAAUUCUACCACAUGUAUCAGCUAAACCAGUACAAAAAAAAAAUAUAUAUAUAAAUAACAUCAAUAUACCCUCUUUUUAUUAAACAUUUUCAAUUUUUAACAAUAAUUUUGUGAGUACAACAGCAUAUUUAAAUAACAUACACAUUAUUUGUGAACAAUGUUGAAACAACGUCAAAUUGUGCAUUAUUACAUUUUAAGGAUAUUCUAUUUUUAAUACAUAAAAUAUGUAAAUAAUUCAAUUACAAAUAAUAAAUUAUGACAUCAUAUAAUACGAGUAUUACCAAUUCUUUGUUGUGUGUAAACUUUAUUCAAAUUUACUUUAUAGCCUAUUUUCUAAAUUGAUAUAUAUUUCUAAUAAAAUGUUCAACAUUUUUUUA